AAAAAAAAAGGGGGUAUCCUUUUUUUUUUUUUGGUUUAUUGCUCAAUGGAUGAAUACGGGUUUGAAUCUCGAUUAAGACACUUGGAACAUAUUCUUGUUGGACAACAUAAUGCACAACUUCAAAAACUGACUCAUGAGUCGAUUUAUAAACGACUCGAACUAUUACAAAGAGAACUAAAUACAGUCUACAAAGACAACAAACCUGUAAAAGAGUUUGUAACGAAAUAUGAUGUCCAUUCAAAGAUCUUGAAUCCAACCACAUCUACCUAUAAUAUAGAAAGAGAGAUUUUGGCACCCGACGUCAAGCUUGAAUUGUUAUUAGCUGCUCAAGAAGACUUGGAAAAGUUUGCUCAAGAAGUUAAACAAAUCAAGGACUUAGAAUAUGUUGUCAAUGGAUCUGAUUUUGAUGUCAUUGAAACACUCGGUCCUCAAUUGGCUCCCUUGGAAGUGGCACAUACAAACCAAGUCAAGGAUCUCAAUGAAUUAACAAAGCACAUUUCCCAAUUUAUGGAGCGCUAUAAUGGCACUAUCAAUACAUUAUCAGAAAUAUUCAUACAGUGGGAUAAUAUUCUGACAAAUAUGGAGACACAUAUCACUGCUCUUGAACAUGAAAAGAAAGCAGCUAAAUAAUACCAAUAUUUUAUUCCGUGGGAAUCAUGAUGUUAUCUAUGCGGGGGAG
Messenger RNA from Gilbertella persicaria, 679 nucleotides. RefSeq lists its product as uncharacterized. The transcript has 4 exons. Gene Ontology annotation, cellular component: dynactin complex. The record is from RefSeq and is a predicted model, not a curated record. Gene Ontology annotation, biological process: cytoskeleton-dependent cytokinesis. Bases 46 to 630 code for a protein of 194 amino acids. NCBI's taxonomy places the organism in Eukaryota, Fungi, Mucoromycota, Mucoromycetes, Mucorales, Choanephoraceae.